AUGGCAGCUUCAAUUAAUCAAAAAUCAACUUCAGGUCAUUCUCGUACGGAACUAUUUACAACCACCGAUUCUAACUGUACGGCAAUGUAUUUUAUUGAUAACCUUACUCCGACUGAACAAGAACUUCUUCGCAAUCCACCUUAUGCUCUUAGCAUAUCUUUCGAUAAUAUUCUCAAUCCCAUACGCAAAGGAUGCAGAAACAGCAGCAAGAAAAACAUCCCACCAAGACCUCAAAAUGCAUGGAUAUUGUUUCGCAGGAAUUUUGAAAGUCGAGCACGUUCUCAACGUCCUGGCGGAAUGUAUACUCUUAAAGAAAUUUCCAAGACAGCCGGCGAAAGUUGGAAAGCUCAACCAGACAAAGUCAAACGAUAUUUCAACGUUCUUUCCAAACUAGCUUUAUACAGACACAAGGUUAUGUAUCCGGGAUAUAUCUACAACUCGCGAAAAUUUAAGAAUGGUGAAAAAUUUAUUUUUAAGCAUAUGGACAAGGACGAAAUUGCGAAAAGUUGCAACAAUAAAACGAAUUUGUCUAAGAAGGCUAAAACAAGCAGAAUGAGCGACACCGGAUAUAUUAGUGUUGGCAGGAAUGAAAGUUACCCAGAAAAUAAGUACAUUAACGAGCAACCAUCUACCUUACCGACUCCGAGUCUUAUCGUUGACAUUUCUCAUAAUUGGAGCUUCUCGCCUUCCUUACCCUUGCACGAGGUUUCCGAUGGUUUCGGCGUACUCGACUUUCCCACUCAAAUGCCUGGUCUCACAUACGACAUACUCGGAUGCAAUAAGGAAGAAAACUAUUUGUGGCGAGCGAUUAUAAAGAAGGAGGCAAUCGAUCCAAUAUCGCCAAGUAUUUGA
Molecule: messenger RNA, 852 nt
Organism: Paraglomus brasilianum
Lineage: Eukaryota; Fungi; Glomeromycota; Glomeromycetes; Paraglomerales; Paraglomeraceae
Source: the annotation of a GenBank genome assembly